Molecule: messenger RNA, 498 nt
Organism: Mya arenaria
Lineage: Eukaryota; Metazoa; Mollusca; Bivalvia; Myida; Myidae
Product: carbonyl reductase [NADPH] 2-like
Exons: 2
Coding region: 1-498 (165 amino acids)
Biological process (GO): xylulose metabolic process; glucose metabolic process
Molecular function (GO): L-xylulose reductase (NADPH) activity; carbonyl reductase (NADPH) activity
Source: RefSeq, a predicted model, not a curated record
AUGUCACUGAACUUGAAAGGCAAGAGGUUUUUAGUGACCGGAGCAGGACGGGGCAUUGGGCGAGAGCUUGUCAGAGCUUUAUAUAAAGAGGAAUGUCGUUGCAAAGAAGAUAUAGAGGCAGAUCGGCCAGGGUCGUUUGUGAACGUAUCUAGCGUCCUUUCCCAUGUGGCUUUCCCUGGACAGGGGCCAUACUGCUUCACAAAGGCUGCGCUCGAUAUGAUUACAAAGCAAUUUGCGUUAGAGCUCGGACAGCACAAUAUUCGAGUAAAUUCUAUCAAUCCAACAUUGGUCCUCACAGAGAAUAUCAAGAAGUUUAUAGAAGAAGUGUCUCCUGUGGACAAACUAUUUACGUUGCGGGCUCCGUGUGAUCGCCUGCCGGAGGUUACGGAAGUGGUUGUUCCAAUCAUGUACCUGCUGAGCGACAUGUCCUCCAUGGUUUCGGGAACCAAUCAGGUCGUGGACGGUGGGAUGCUCUCCUGCUUUAUUACGCACCUCUGA